GAUGAAUAUAAAUAAAUGUAAAUAUUAGAUAAGGUAUAAAGUGGAAUCUAAAUAAAUAUAUAGUGGUGGGGGAUCAUACGAUUAAGAAGGAAAUCAAAUAAAGAUAGGAAAGUGGAUAGAACUGUUUGAAUGGUCCCCAAAAUAUGCAUAAACCACUAAUAAUGGUGAAUAUAGUAUGAAAGGUCAAAAAGUAGGCAUUUGGGUUAAAAUGGAUAUAGGCAACAAUGAGAAAAGAGGAGAAACCAAAUACAAUGAUUGAAAAUUUACAAAAGCCUAAUUUAAAUAUGCAACAUAUAAUAG
Paramecium sonneborni is the source of this 300-nucleotide messenger RNA. The record is from the annotation of a GenBank genome assembly. Lineage: Eukaryota; Ciliophora; Oligohymenophorea; Peniculida; Parameciidae.